UUCUUUCUUUAUGUGACCCUUCAAGCUAACUUUGUCUUUCUUUAUGCAACCCUGAGAUAAUCAGGUAUGGUAAUUUCUUAAUUUCUUUGAAGGAGUUAGUUGAUUCGAUGAAGCCAAAGCAGUGGCUUCCAAAAAUUGUUAUUGAGACUGGAAUCAUACACAUCAUGGAUAACUUACCAGAAGGGUCAAAGAAAGUUGUCAUGCCACUGAGGUUUUCUGGGAUCUUCAAUGUGAAUGAGAUAAACAAGAAGUUUGAAUACAAGAACCGUCUCGACAAGAAAGAUUUGGUCAUGCUGCCAGUGCUUGAGUGCGAUAAUGUAAACGACUGCGAAGGAGGAAGGCAUUAUUGGUUCUUUAACAUCAACCUGAGGGACGGACGUUUUGAAGUUCUUGAUUCAAACAGGAAGCUAGAAGACAUUGAGUUGAUGCACACCACCUCUACGAUUGCGGGGGAAGCACGCCAGCUAUGGAGGAAGCAUUACCCAAAGAAGAGCAUCGAGCAUUUCCAGAUUAUUGACAUCGACGUACCAAAGCAGCUUGGCAACAAUGAGUGUGGUCUAUUCGCACUGCUUAACGCCACUGAGUGGAACGGGAGCCUACUGCCCAACUAUGAGCCCAAGGAAGUACUCAAGCUCAAAAAGAAGCUGGCAUAUGAUUGGGUCACCAGCACGCACAACUCUGCCCCAUGGAGAAAGGUUUUCUGUUGGCAAGGAGCUGAUUCAGAUUUUUCUGGACAUAAUUUGGACACAAUUUGAUGCUACAUUUGGAGAUGCAAAAUCUAGGUGAAAGAAGAAAGAAGAAUUGGAUGACAGACUAUAUAUAUAUGUUUUUCAUCGUCGUUUCUGUUUUUACUUCCAAUAUAUUUGAACAUAUUUUUACACUAUAGCUUUGCAAUA
Triticum dicoccoides is the source of this 896-nucleotide messenger RNA. RefSeq lists its product as uncharacterized. Lineage: Eukaryota; Viridiplantae; Streptophyta; Magnoliopsida; Poales; Poaceae. Gene Ontology annotation, molecular function: cysteine-type peptidase activity. Gene Ontology annotation, biological process: proteolysis. The transcript has 5 exons. Bases 108 to 755 code for a protein of 215 amino acids. The record is from RefSeq and is a predicted model, not a curated record.